Molecule: messenger RNA, 531 nt
Organism: Nezara viridula (southern green stink bug)
Lineage: Eukaryota; Metazoa; Arthropoda; Insecta; Hemiptera; Pentatomidae
Source: the annotation of a GenBank genome assembly
AUGGACGGAGGUAGGGAGCAAGGAAGCACCCAUAUUAUAAGUUUGAGGUUGAGGACUUUCAUCGUUGGAACACUAGAAUUCAUGCUCGGAGCAUGUUUGAUUACAUUCCAUUCAUUAAAUUUGACAAAAAUCAUUGAAACCCGACGACUCCUUGUUAGUUUCGCCGUAUUUUUACCUGAUAAUGAAGAGACAUCACAUCAUGGGUACCACGUUGUCUCAAGCAUUUUAGCGUCAAUUAUGAUAAGUUUCUCCUGCGUUCUCUUCUGGGGAAUUUUUAAUUACAAAGAAAAUUUGGUCUGGGCUUGGCUCCUUUCCAACAGUGUGCUUUGCAUACUGUAUGGGUUUUUAGGAGUGUACGGAUUUAUCCUACAUUACUUCUGGUUCAUGUUAGAAAACUUUGUUGUAAUAGGUUGCAUCGUAGUAUUCCUUUUCGUGGUAUUCCCUUAUUACAAAUGGUUGUGCCACCGAAACCUUCAAUCAAGAAGGGUUACUAAUGGUAAAGAGACUACUUCCAAGAAAGGUCCUAACUAA